UGCCCCCUGCUCGGCAUCCGGAAGCCUGGCUGCCCUUCACCCACCCUGCUCGGUCCCCUGGGUGGGAUUUAUGACUGACUGCCCUGCCGCCUGCCCCAGGGCAGUAAAUCAGGGCAGAGCAGAGCAGGAACCACCCCCAGGUGCAGCAUAUAACAGGGGAAGGGCUCGGGGAGCCACAAGCCUUCCGUGGAUCCCAGAGACAGCCUCAGACUGAGGGGAUAAUGGACGGGCACAGAAUGCCUCGCUGGGGACUCCUGCUGGUGCUCUGGGGCUCCUGCACCUUCGGUCUCCCGGCAGACGCCAAUGGCUUCCAAAGGAUCUUCCUCAAGAAGAUGCCCUCCGUCCGGGAAAGCCUGAAGGAGCGAGGUGCAGAUGCGGCCAGGCUCGUCGCUAAAUGGAACCUGUCCAAGACACUGUCCUUGGGCAACAGCACCUCCCCCGUGGUCCUCACCAACUACCUGGACACCCAGUACUAUGGUGAGAUUGGCAUCGGCACGCCAGCCCAGACCUUCAAAGUCGUCUUUGACACGGGUUCAGCCAACCUCUGGGUGCCCUCCACCAAGUGCAGCCCUCUCUAUACCGCCUGUGAGAUUCACAGCCUCUACGACUCCUCAGAGUCCUCCAGCUACAUGGAGAAUGGGACAGAAUUCGCCAUACACUACGGAUCGGGGAAGGUCAGAGGCUUCCUAAGCCAGGAUGUGGUGACUGUGGGCGGAAUCACAGUGACGCAGACGUUUGGCGAGGUUACCGAGCUGCCUGUGAUUCCCUUCAUGCUGGCCAAGUUCGACGGGGUUCUGGGCAUGGGCCUCCCUGCACAGGCUGUCGGAGGGGUCACGCCUGUCUUCGACCACAUCCUCUCCCAGAGAGUGCUAAAAGAAGACGUCUUCUCUGUCUACUACAGCAAAAACUCUGAGAAUUCCCAUGUGCUGGGGGGUGAGAUUGUGCUGGGGGGCAGCGACCCCCAGUAUUACCAAGGACAUUUCCACUAUGUGAGCGUCAGCAGCACUGGCUCCUGGCAGGUCAAAAUGAAAGGGGUGUCCGUGAGGUCGGCCACCUUACUCUGCGAGAACGGCUGCAUGGCAGUGGUGGACACUGGCACCUCCUACAUCUCAGGUCCCACCAGCUCCCUGCGGCUGCUUAUGGCGGGGUCUUUGGGAGCUGGGCACCGAGGAAAGCUUCCCUUACUGUUCCCUCAGUACGUGGUGAACUGUAAUGAGGUGCCCACCCUCCCCGACAUCUCGUUCCACCUGGGAGGCCAUGCCUACACGCUCACCAGUGCUGACUACGUGUUGCAGGACCCCUACAGUAACGACGAGCUGUGCACCCUGGCCCUUCAUGGCCUGGACGUCCCUCCGCCCACUGGGCCUAUCUGGGUCCUGGGCGCCAGCUUCAUCCGCAAGUUCUACACGGAGUUUGAUCGGCGGAACAAUCGCAUUGGCUUCGCCUUGGCCCGCUAAGGCCCCUGCUGCCUUGCAGCCCUGCCCUCAGCCCCAGCCCAGGGCUGGAACGUGCUCGGGGAGUCCCCUCUGCCUGAACUUGUGCCCUGACUGGGGACACUGGGUGGAGAGCUCCUUCGGGACACCUACCCCACCCAUGAACCAGCCCUCCAUUGCUUUGAAGACAAACAAUAAAGACUUCAUGUUAAC
Molecule: messenger RNA, 1646 nt
Organism: Tupaia belangeri chinensis (Chinese tree shrew)
Lineage: Eukaryota; Metazoa; Chordata; Mammalia; Scandentia; Tupaiidae
Gene: REN
Product: renin
Exons: 10
Coding region: 222-1457 (411 amino acids)
Biological process (GO): angiotensin maturation
Molecular function (GO): aspartic-type endopeptidase activity
Source: RefSeq, a predicted model, not a curated record